GCCUCUCGCACCCUCUCAAACUAUGCUCUGUGCAACACGACGGGUUGACUCCAUCAGGCUCCGUGGACGAAAUUCGUCGACGCUGCUAGGGGUAGAAUACAAAGUCAAGAGCUGGGUCGGGUAACGCCAGGAAUCGUGGCAUCUCUCCCCGGUAGAUUGCCACUUCGGAAUCCUGGAUAUCGGAGAAUUAUUACACAGUUUAGAACGCGGAUCGAAACGAUCAAAAGACGUGGGGAUGGUUCCAGGUUGCGGGUGCGACGAGCUCCAAGGGUGAAGGGUGGUGCUGCGUGGCGCUGGGACUGGGACUGGGACUCGGAAGGAUGUUUUCUUUCAGGGGGGACCAGCUCUGAUCACUUAUGGGGAGCGCCGAGAGUUAAUCUCGAGGUCAGUGAGAGUUUUGUGGACAGGUUGGGCGCGAAGCGUAGCAGUCGAAGUGUCAAACCCCGCCAUCCAUGUCGGUGUGGGGUUGCUGCUGCUGCUGCACCGUCGUCGACUGCGCAGUACCUUGACCAUGAACUCUGAACUCAACUUCAGUUCGGAAGCGCGCCGCUCUCGAGCUCCAUGGCGGAUUCCUGCAGCCUCCCAAUUGAUGUUGUGAUGAGGUUUUAGGAGUGUUUGCCUGGGUGGGAGUUUUGAGCGGUUCUAAAUUAAGGCUUCUCAGUGAGAAUUUUUCUGUUCAGUAGUGCCACAUUGAAAUUGUAUCCGUGAGUCUUUGUCUGUAUCUCUAUUUUAGUCUCAUUCCUAAUUUUUUUUUUUUUUUUUUUUUUUUUUUUUUUGUUUCUUCUUCUUCUUCUCUCUCCGUGUGUGUGUGUGUGUGUCUCGUUAAUUUGUUUUUUGAAGUUUAGUGAGGAAUGCAAGAGCACCCUGUGAGGUAUGAGCCAAACGGCUGGCAAGGCUCAUGUAAGUGAGAGUUUAGUUAUCGACAAGAAAUCACGGAGAAUUGAGAAGAAUCUCAAACACGGAGAGUUUAAGCAUGUUCACUUGACGAACAAUAUUCACAUCAAGCGCCACUUUCACUUGCUCUUGCAGAGAGCGCACAGCGGUCUUAUGGUGGAUGGCCAGCGGACGCCGUUACCACAAUUACCUCACAUGAGGGAGUUGACAGCUCUGCGGAAGGCACGAGCCUUGAAAGAUCCGGGGAGUAAUUCCUCUGUCUCCUCUGGCAGUAAGAAGGCGAAAUUAAAAACCUUGAUUGGCGAUCCUCACCAAGAUGCGCAAGCGCUCGCUAUCGAGCUGUCGGGAAAACUUGCGAAGUCAGCAAAACUUCCUUCCCAGGGCGAUGGUGGGAGCCUUCAAGUAUCGAUACAACGAAAAAUUCAAGCAGAUAAAAGUGUCAACAUAGACAAACAGCCCAAAAGGGGCGUGUCAAAGAAAAUGGCAUCCAAGGAAGCUCCGUCUCCAGGCAAUGACCAGAAAGAUGGCGUGCGGAAUCCAGUGAAGGUGGAUGUCAGAGAGAGAAUUAAACAAAUUGAGCAGUCUUUUGCUGGAUCCACAUCGGGGACUUAUUCCGGGGAGUUGCGAAAGGAGGAACUUCUCAAGCAACUGAAAACUCGGGAGCGAUUGCCGGGAGAAGUAGAGAAAGACCUGGAGAACAUUCCUAGGUCAGACGAGAGAUGGGAAUCUGGGCCUGCCCGACGAGAAGAGCUUGCGAGGAGAGUAAUCGAUGAGCGCGGCUUCUCUAUGUCUUCUCUGUCACAGCUUCUGGGGAAUCAUGUCGGAAGUAGUCGGAGCGGGUUUAACUUCUUGGGCACGUUGGGUGAUAAAGAGCGUCGUAGCGAUCGCGGUGGCGAGAGUGCGUUCGAGACUGAUGCGGACGACGCCAAUCUCGUGAAGAGGGAGACGACGCGACCGAAGCCUGCAACCUUGAAUCCUGCAUCGCCGACACAUUUGGGCUCAGCGUCGCGUGGGAAAGAGGACCUUAAGAAGCCAAAGCCUGGAAUCGCUCGUGGCCGGCGGAAGCUCAGGCCAAGAGAGAGGAAUACCCAUUUAACUCGAGUCAGGACUGGUAAAGCUGCAGCGGGCUCAAAGAAUGGAGUUCCGCUUCGUGGCGCUGUUGUCAUAGACGAUGAGCUCGAUGUCUCUGAACUCCCACCGCAAACCGAAUUUACAGUUCCGUGGGAUUCGUCUCGGAUACACAGACAUGGCGAUAGAGCUUAUAUUGACGUGACUGAUUUGGCACGGGCGGUUUCAGAGUCGAGAAGGCGUCACGGAUCUGAUUCUCUAUUGAGUGGGCAGAAUCCCCCGGAUGAGCAGUCCAUUUCUUCGCUGGAUUCAGACGCGAACGCAUUGCCAUUCAUAAUCGGCGAGGAAACACUUGAUAGCGAUGGUGGGGGGUAUUACAUUGACACGAUGAGGUCUCGAGAGGUUCCGCAGAAGCAAUGGCAGAGGAAUCGUCGGGUAUUGCUUCAAAAUGCCGUCAAGGAUGUUCCAGUUGUAGAAGCAGCCUCCACGAGCGGGUCGAAAGUAGAGGCACCAUCAGAUGGGAAUCGAACGCUGACACUCAAGUAUAGACCCAAGAAUUUCAAGGACAUUGUGGGUCAACCCAUGGUCGUGAAGAGCCUGUCGAGCGCGAUCAUGAAACGGAAAGUGGCCCCGGUGUAUCUGUUCAUGGGUCCCCGUGGGACGGGCAAGACCUCGGCUGCUAGAGUGUUGGCAGCAGGGUUGAAUUGCGAGUCGUUGGACUAUUCAACACGCCCGUGUGGACUUUGCCGGGAGUGUGCGACAAUGGUGCUUAACCGGAACACAGACGUGCGACAGAUUGAGGCAGCCUCGAAUGUGGACAUGGCGAGUCUGAAAGCUAUGAUGGGCAGCUUGAAGCCACACGCUCGCUACAAGGUGAUCAUCGUCGAGGGGUGCGAUUUGCUGAAUACCGACAUAUGGAAUGCGUUUUUGACAUUAUUGGAAGAGCCCCCGAAAGAUGUGGUGUUUGUCCUCAAUACCACGGAUGCGGAGCGCAUCCCGGCGACUGCAACUUCGCGAUGCCAGAAGUUCCAUUUCUCCAAAGUGAGUGAAGCAGAUAUCGUAAAAAGGCUUGAAUACUUGGCUGAGAAGGAGGGUUUGCACGUCGAGGCGGGCGCGUUGUCGCUAAUUGCGGCGAGAUCAGACGGGUCGCUUCGAGAUGCUGUAAUCCUUCUCGAUCAAGUAUGCCUUUUGGACAAGAAUGUGUCGGUGGAUUUAGUUCGAGAGGUUGGUGGCCUUCCCCCGGUGAACAAGAAUUUGGAUUUGCUGGACUUUGCUCUCUCAGCCGACACUAUCAACACAGUUAAGACCUUGCGAGAAGUGCUGGCCUCCAGUGUAGAACCUCUCAGGCUCGUCUCUCAAUUGGGCGGCUUAAUUACUGACAUUCUCGCUGGCAGCCUCGAAGUGGACCGAGGCAGUCGGAAAGAUGGAUCCUUCUUCAAUCGGAAUUUCUCUGCGAAGGUAGAGCAACAUCGGCUACGACAAGCGCUCAAGGUUCUGUCGGAAGCUGAACUGCAAUUGCGAGGAGCAGGCGAUAAAGCAACCUGGCUGACAGCCGCGCUUUUGCAGUUUGCACCCGAUAGGUCAUUUCUUCCCUCCGAAGCAAGUACGGAUGUGGCACUAACAAGCGCGAGACCAUCCACCAGUCUCCCCGUUUCCAAGACAGAGCAUCUAUCGAUGAACGAACCCGAGUAUCAGGCUCAAGUUACAGAAUCUAUAAGGACAGUUCAAACUCCCCAACCAGACAAGCGAAGGCCGAAGAAAUCCUCUGCCAAGGUUCCAGAAGAGGACGGUGGGAUGUCCUUGUCGGAGCAGAAAUUGGAAGAAGCUUGGGGUAGGGGGCCAGCUCAACAAAAGUCGAUGGAUAAGCAUGUCGGAGAGACUUCAGAACCACUCAGACGUGCGUCAGAGACGACGUUAGGGUUUCAGAUAUUUCGAGACGAUGAAUUGGUGGAGCUUUGGAGGGCAGUGCUCUGGAACAUCACGUCGAGGAAUUUGAGGCAGCUACUACAGACUCAUGGGCAACUUGUUGCAGGAGGCGUCGCCAGUGAUGGGUCAUUGGCUGUUGUGUCAUUGGAGUUCGACCAUCCGCGUGAUAAGUACAAAGCGGAGCGGUCAUGGAGGACCAUCUCCUCUACCUUUCAAGCCGUGCUCAACACUGAUGUUGAGCUUCAAAUUAGUUUGAGCAACAACCCUCUCGACAAUGCUGCGCUUGCACGUGCUGGUGAACCUCUGGCCGACGCACAGCCGGGUCCAUCCACUCAUCACGAGGACUUGGAGAUCGUGACUGAGGAUUCUAAUGCUGAGCAACCUGGACCAUCUACUCAACAACCGCAUAAAAACAAGGGUGUUGUAGAUGAUGAUUCCAUCGCUCAUGGUGCCCAUGUGCAGGAUGCGCAGGGAGCGCAUUCACCUAGUCAUCAGAGACGAGCCACUAAAACCCGAAGGCAUCGUCAAGUAUCCUCUACCACAGAGGGGUUAGAGAUUCAACCGGAUAUUCAGCAGCAGUCAGAGCCAGAGGGCAUUACUCCUCGCCGGUCGCCACCGAUUCGGAGACGGGGAGGGAGACGAUCCGGGGAUGCAAAGGCAGCAAGCUCUAAAGGAACCAAGACAGCCAUUCAUGUGCGGGAGAUAAGGGUGGCUUCAAAAGAUUCCAGCAGUUUCGGUAGCGUAGGUGGUGGCAGAAGACCUCCCAAAGACGAGAAACCAUUGAGCACCACGUUCGAGGAUCGUCUAGGCGAGGUUGAAGAUCUACAUCCAGCUCAGAGAAACAGCUCGCAGCAGCAAAAUGACAGCGAAGCGCCAGCAAGACCUGACAUCCGCAAUAGCACGGUCGAUGCUCAGCGUGGAUUACCGAGAGAAAGUUCCUUGUGCUGCAGGAGAGCAUCACCUCAGCACGGCGUUUUGAUGCGGAAGUCCAGGGUGAAGAGCUUGCACAAGGCGAAAGGGAACACUCUGUUUCUCAGACUAGUCCCUUGCGCCAAAUCCAAAGUAGCAGGGAAUCCCACACCAGCUCCCGUGGCCCCUUGACUAACUCGCAGCUGCUUGCUCCUUCAUGAAGUAUACCUCUUCGAAAUUCAAGCUUCGGAGCGACAAAUCCCCAGCAGCCAAAUCCCACGGUCCGGGAUCCUAUAGGCGCUUCCAGUGCAUCGAUCACAUGCUUCGAUGCUACACUUCCAAUUUGCAUCAAUCUGGCCACCUCGCGGCUGCUAGCAGCCGUGAUUCAUGUGACGGAGGACGAAGUUGUGCUCUUUUGGAGAGAAGAAGCCCGCUCGGAUAUGGAAAACGGAACUUGAUUGCACAGGAUGGCGCGUUUUAAAUAUUUAAUUUUUUUUUUUCGUUUUUCUGCGGGGACAAUAUGGCACCCCCCCCCCUUUAAAUUUUAUUAUUAUUAUUAUCAUUAUGGUUAACGCCCUCAUACAUGGGCAUCAAGUCUCGAGUCAGACUUGGUGACAACACCGCUUGUACAAUAUUGCAGCAGCGGAUAGGUAAGCUUCAUUCUUAAGCAACAGACAAAGUCUUUAAUAACGCCUUCCAUGGAAGCAGUGGAUCUCAUGGAUACCAUCUCUCAUGUGGUGCUUAAGCGUAGCAUCGAAGUUCCCGAGUUCAUGGUUGUGGUGGGGAGACUUCAAGCGUAGGAACGAUAUUCUUUUGGAACAAGGCUAAACUUCGCAAGGAGAAACAGGCCAGUGGCCGUUGUAGUUUACCUCGUCAAUCGGUAAAUGAAGGAUGAUCAGCAAGUUCUCAGGAACAGCAUUUCUCGGAAUCACAAGAGGGAACAUCAGAAUCCGCAAAGCUGCAUUGAUUGCUACGAUCGAUUCAAGGAACAGUGAUGCGGUGAGCUGGCGGUUACAUCGCAAGUUCUCUCCACGCUCAUGAGCUUCAACGCCGCAGUAGCGGAACAGCUCACAUUUGUUGCAGAAAAUAGUAUUGUCAUGGGUAGGGACAGCAACGCUACGUAAGUAGACAUCUUAGACACAUGUUUCUGUACACUGGUAGGAGAAAUUCAAAGCUCUAAUCAAUUUGCACGACUGCUCUA
Messenger RNA from Physcomitrium patens, 5998 nucleotides. RefSeq lists its product as uncharacterized. Gene Ontology annotation, cellular component: DNA polymerase III complex; DNA replication factor C complex. The record is from RefSeq and is a predicted model, not a curated record. NCBI's taxonomy places the organism in Eukaryota, Viridiplantae, Streptophyta, Bryopsida, Funariales, Funariaceae. Gene Ontology annotation, molecular function: ATP binding; DNA-directed DNA polymerase activity; DNA clamp loader activity. Gene Ontology annotation, biological process: DNA repair; DNA-templated DNA replication.